Molecule: messenger RNA, 2559 nt
Organism: Chrysoperla carnea
Lineage: Eukaryota; Metazoa; Arthropoda; Insecta; Neuroptera; Chrysopidae
Product: RING finger protein B-like
Exons: 4
Coding region: 50-2503 (817 amino acids)
Cellular component (GO): Golgi apparatus
Molecular function (GO): protein binding
Source: RefSeq, a predicted model, not a curated record
AAUUCAAUGGACUUAUGUAAAAAACUGUGAUAAUAUAGAAGGCAAUCCGAUGAUGUGGAGUCCAGUCUCGGGUGGAGGGACUGAUAGUAUAGCUCCCUCUGCUCGAACAAAACAUAGUGCAACGUUGGUGGGAGCUUAUGUAUAUUUAAUUGGUGGUCGUAAUGGGAAUUUACCCUUAAAAGAUAUGUGGAAAUAUGAUAUAGUUGAAGGGCGAUGGUCGCAAUUACAACCCACUGGAGAAAAACCACCUUGUUUACAAGAGCAUACUGCCGUAGCUUACAAAGAUGGAUUAUAUGUUUUUGGUGGUGAAGUCGGAUUCUCCUCAGCUACUGAAACACCAUUAUGGUACUACGAUAUUAAGCGAAAUACGUGGCGUAAAGUAAAAACUCAAAAGGGUGUGUCAGUUCCUCGAGGAAGACGUGGUCAUUCGGCAUUAAUUCAUAAAAAUUCAAUGUUGAUUUAUGGAGGCUAUCAAGACUUAAGAGGAUCUUCCAAUGAAUUGUGGUCCUUCGAUUUUGAAACGGAAUCUUGGCAUUUAUUAUCAUCAAAAAAGACACCAAAUGGAAGAAUCAACGCCAACAGUGAUUCGGUUCCACCUGGAAGGCAUAAACAUUCAGCUGUUAUGCACAAUGAUGCGAUGUGGGUUUAUGGUGGAAUGACCGAUUUAAUUGAACGGAAUGAUCUUUGGAAAUGGUGUACGGUUUCUAAACAAUGGUAUCAAUAUAAAUCAAAACAUAAUCCUGGACCUUUACAUAGUCAUGCUGUAUGUAAAUUACCGGGAUCUAUGCUUAUAUUUGGCGGCGAAAGUAAUGGUCAACCUACAAAUGAUUUAUGGAAAUUUAAUUUUGCACUUGAAGGUUGGGAAAAAGUUCAAAUUGAUGGGUUAAAACCUCAACCACGUGCAGAAAGUAAAGCAUUUGCUGUGUCCGAAUUUCUGUUAAAAGUUGGCAAUGUAGCAAACGACUCUGCAGAUAAUACAAAACCUGCUAAACCUGUAAUGAGAACGAGGUCUCGAACAAGUUCAUCUGUAGAUAGAGCGCAACGACAUUCAUCAUAUCUUCCACAAAAUCGUAUAACUCCUUGUGAGAAAACAUACGUUUUCCAGCCAACAACCAAUAAUUACAUAGAUGGUAGUGACGAAUCAUUUCAUAAAUCAUUAAUCUCAAACAGCAAUACAACAUACAAAUCAGCUCAACCUGGAAGUUUUCUACGUGAAAUUCAGAAAUUAUCACAACUAAAUUUAUCGAAAUUAAGUCAUAAUAAAUGUAGUUACAGUGUUUUAAAUAGUACAAACACUGAAAGUACAGAAAGUCUUCUACGACAACAUGGUGCCGGUGUUCAUGAAGAAAAUCUUUCAGUCACGCCUGUACGAAAUAUGAUGGUAAAGUCUCAGUCAGAACAUUUUACAAAUAAAAAACGCUUAAGCUGUCAAAUAUCCCCAGAACAAAUGAAUGACACAAACAAAAAUCCACAAAGAUCCUGCAAGGCACCAACCACAUCAGAAGAUAAACAACCAAUGCCAAGUCGAAAAUAUGAAAUGAAACGCGAACCAAUAUCAGUACCUAAUUUUAGUACGAUUGUAUUGCCAACGCCAGUUUUAACGCCUGUAGAAGCAACGAAAUUGGUAUAUUUAGAUUCUGAAGACGACGAUGACUUGCAGGACCCUUGUAUUCAUUCAAUUGAAGUAAAACAAAAUACAAAAGACAACACAUUUUAUGACACAUUUAAACCUGCUUCACGCGAUGAAAGUUAUAGCUCACAUUUAUGUGCUUCAAUUUAUCAAAAUAUUCCAAAAUCAGCAUCAGUUAAAUUUCAGUGUCCUGGCUUGGAAGAAGUGUCCGAUGAGAGUGUUUCAACAUCAGAUUAUGCUUCAGUUGAAAGAGUUAAUCAUCAAAAACUAAAUGGAAACAAGCCUGAAGAAAUUAAAAAAGGUAUUUUGAAAACACCAACACCGGCUUCUGAGGGUCCAUUUGGAUUUUCAAAUCCACAUUACAUGGGUCCUGAUAUUCAAGAAUUUUUAACGAAUGGUAAUAGUAAUCGACAUUCUUGGAAUGUUUCCGACUCCAAAGCACAACAAUAUGCUAAGUUAUUAAAUACUCCGGACAGUGGUGUCGGAGAUAUGUCGUCUGGUAAAAGUAAUAGUCGACAUAUGUUUUUAAUGGAUGAAUUAGAAAUGCAACAUUUGGAUACAAAAGUGAAUAAUGAGGGUAAAACACAAAUCGAUAACUCAACAAAACGCAUUCCACCAAACACAUUAACAUUGAUUAAUGAUAGUAUACAAAAGCGUUCUGACAAAACAAGGGCAAGUAGUGCCAGUCGAGUUGAAAGGGUUCGAACAGAAAAACCUACAAUUCCUGUUCAAAUACAAAAUGACACAAAAGAUGUGACCAUUCCUUCUGAUUCAAAUUUGCAAUUACAUGUUUUUAUUAUUGGUGGCAAAGAACAAGGUCAAAUAACUGUUUUUAAACGACCAAUAUCUAUAUGGAGGCUGAAAUUAUAUUAAGGCUAUCAAUACAAUAUUGUUUGCAUUAUUUAAUCACUUAUUGUAGACUGAGUACU